AUGUUUUUAAUAACUUUUUUUGAUAAAUGUAUUUUAUGUUUCCUGGCUCUUGGUUCAAUUCCCAUAGGAUUUAUAAAUAGAAAAAAUAAAUUCAAAAAAAUAGAAAAUAACAAUUAUGCUUUAUUCAGCACAAUAAUUAUGAAUACUUUUCUUAUAUAUAUAAAUAAAUUUUUCGGUUUAUUUGGGAUAUUCAAUUUUUUUUUAGGGAACUAUUUAUGUUUAAUUGGAAUAACAGGAGGAAUAGCAGUGGGAAAAUCAACAUUUUGUAAUUUUCUAAAAAAAAAAAACGUUGUUGUUAUUAAUGCAGAUGAAAUUACAAAUAAAAUUUAUAAAAAGGGAUCCACAUGUUAUAAAAAAAUUAUAAAACAUUUUGGAGAAGAUAUUUUAAAUAACGAUAAAACAAUUAAUAGAACUUUAUUAAGAAAAAUUGUUUUUAAUAAUGAAGAAAACGUUAAAUAUAUAAAUAAAAUUACACAUACCUAUAUAAUUUUACAAAUUAUUAAAGAAUGUUUAAAAUAUAAAUUUUUUUAUUUUAAAUAUAAUGUAGCUAUAGAAGCACCCUUACUAAUAGAAACAAAAUUAUAUUUAUUAACAAGCCCUGUUAUAUUGUUAAAAUCAUCAGUUAGGAAUCAAAUCAAACGUAUAUUAUCUAGAGAUAAAAAUUGCACAUAUGAUACUGCCAUGAGUAUAAUAAAAAAUCAGUUGCCUACAGAUGAGAAAAUAAAAUAUGCAGAUAUUAUAAUAAACAAUGACGGAGAUUUGUUAGAUUUGCAAAUGAAAUGUGAUGUAGUAUAUAAUAAAUAUUUAAAAAGUUUUUUCUUUUAA
Molecule: messenger RNA, 825 nt
Organism: Plasmodium gallinaceum
Lineage: Eukaryota; Apicomplexa; Aconoidasida; Haemosporida; Plasmodiidae
Product: dephospho-CoA kinase, putative
Exons: 2
Coding region: 1-825 (274 amino acids)
Biological process (GO): coenzyme A biosynthetic process
Molecular function (GO): ATP binding; dephospho-CoA kinase activity
Source: RefSeq, a predicted model, not a curated record